This is a messenger RNA of Cephus cinctus (wheat stem sawfly), 3529 nucleotides long. RefSeq names its product nucleolar protein 14 homolog. Lineage: Eukaryota; Metazoa; Arthropoda; Insecta; Hymenoptera; Cephidae. The record is from RefSeq and is a predicted model, not a curated record. The transcript is spliced from 7 exons. Gene Ontology annotation, cellular component: nucleolus; Noc4p-Nop14p complex; small-subunit processome. The coding region runs from base 338 to 3382 and encodes 1014 amino acids. Gene Ontology annotation, biological process: maturation of SSU-rRNA.
AUGAUUACUCUUAUUCAACUGGCACAGCAUCCGUUGAUAGUCAACUGCAUUCGAUAAAAUGUAUUAGGAAGUGAGUCAGGAGCGGCUGAUUCUGUGCAGGCACCUUUUGAUGAAUUUGAAAAUUUUAACCUCACCGUAGUCCAUCAGUUUAUGCUGAAACAAACUCCAUGUAGGCAGCCAUGUUGGAAAAUCAUGACUUUCAGUCUAUUUAUCUAUUGGCUCCCGGCAGAUCGCGGUUUUACUACACAAGGGAUGAAGCACGUGGAGUGUGAUAGAAAUAAAGUUGUUAGUAAAUUAUAUUAGUUUCCAGUCGGUAUUACGCACAUAACAAUCUACAAUGGUCAAAGUAAAGAAUAAAAAGAAGAAUUUAGCUGAAUCUACUGCGAGCAAAAGAGAUCAACAAAAGAAGAUUUUAAAUCCAUUUGAGGUACAUAUAAAUAAAGAAAAGCAAAAAGUGCUUGGACGAAAAAACAAGGCAGACCAUGGUUUACCAGGUACUUCACGAGCAAAAGCAAUAAAUAAACGUAAGCGAACAUUAUUACAUGAGUACAAAGUUAAAGACAAGGACAAUGCAUUCCUUGACAGACGUAUUGGCGAGAAAAAUGCAGCACUGUCGCAAGAGGAUAAAAUAAUGGCCAGAUUUGCGGCAGAACGAAUGAAAGCUCAUAAAAAGCAAGAUAUUUUUAAUUUAAAUGAUGAUGAAGUAUUGACACAUAGAGGUCAAACCUUGGCUGAAAUUGAGAAAUUUGAUGAUCCAAAAAGCGAUGAUGAUGAGUUCAGCGAUGACGAAAAUAAAACUGGGAAACUGGAUAAAAAGUUUGUUAGCGAAGCUCACUUUGGUGGUGGAGUGUUGUCUAAGCCAGAUAGUCAAAUGUCCAGAAGAGAUCUAAUAGAUCAACUGAUUGCCGAAUCAAAGAAACGUAAAGCUGAGAAGCAAAAAAUUCGUGAACAAACCAUAGAUCUGACAGAAAAACUUGAUUCAGAAUGGAAAGAUCUUUUGCCUCUAGUAGCAGCUUCAAAGAAAACUGCUCAGGAUUCAGAGGAAAAGUCGAAAGCUGAUGAUUAUGAUAUUGCCAUGAGAGAGUUGAAAUUUGAGGCCAGAGGUAAUCCAACUGACAGAUUAAAAUCAGAGGAAGAAAUUGCGAAAGAAGAAAAAGAAAAAUUAGAAGCGUUGGAAGCUAACAGAUUAGCAAGAAUGAAAGGAUUUACUGAUGACUCAGAUGGGCAACCAAAACACAAAUCAGCCGACGAUUUAGAUGAUGGUUUUUACAUGGAAAGUAUUGAAGAGGAACCAUUAGCUUAUGGAGAAGAUGGUAUGCUAAAAGUUGAAAAGAAAAAAUCAAACGAAUCUGAAGACCAUGACGGUUCAGAAGAUAACAAAAGUUCUGAUGAAGAUAGCGGCGUAGAUGAUGAAGGUAACGCCUUAAAACAACAGAACAAACAUAUUGGUGAACAUUUAUCUAAAAAUGAAAGCACAAAGAUUGAACUUGAAGAUGAGGAAAAAGAAGAACAAGAACAGAGAAUACAGAAGUUGGAAAAUAGAAGUAAUGAAGAUGUUGAAAAAAUGGCAAAAUUAAUGGGAUGGGAUGUUAUUAGUAUCACAUCAAAGUUACAAGAAAACGAUCCUUAUGACAAUAUUCCUGUAUUAAAAAUAUCAGAUGAUAAUGAUAAUAAUAAUGACAAGGUGAAAGUUCAGUCUGACAGUACACCCAGCAGAACAAUAAAAUUAAAAGAAAAGAAUCUAUCAAAAAUAAUAGAAGAAGAAGAAAACGAUUCUCUAAAUGAAACUGGUUCGGAAAAAGAAUCAUCGGAAGAGGAAGAUAAUUUAUCCGACUUGAAAGAGUCUGAAUCAUCAAGUGAAGAUGACUCCAGCAAUAAAAAGAAUGUUAGAUUUUCCAAUAGUGUAUCGGAAAAGAAAUCAGUUUCGGACAACGUAGAUUCAACUCAAAAACCAAAAUCAAUUCUCAAAGUGAAGAAUAAUGAAGAUUCUGGAUCUUGUAAAUUAACUGACGAAACAAGAAAAUUAGAAAUUAAAGCAGAUCUUAUGAAAAGAAAAGAAAUAAUGGAGAAAGCACGUCAAGAAUUGCCAUAUACAUACAAAGCACCAGACACCUUUGAAGAACUACAAGAAUUACUGGAAGAUCGGCUACCAGAUUAUCAAUCAGUAAUCGUGGAAAGAAUCAUUAAAUGUAAUCAUCCUUCAUUAGGUGAAGGCAAUAAUGAAAAGUUGGCUAAUUUAUUUGCAUAUUUGCUGCAGCACUUAAAUGAUUGUGCUUUAGGAGAGACUAUCGAAGAUUUAGUCAAAUGUUUCCAAAUUUUUGACAGAUUAUGUCCUCACCUUUAUGAUCUUGCACACAUGAAUCCUCUAAACACGAAAAUUUGUAUUCAAGAAGUAAUAAAAGAGAAGCAUGAAGAAUUUGAGCGAAAUAAGAAGAGGUAUCCUGGUUUGGAUACGCUAAUCUUUUUGAAAUUGGUAUCACUACUGUUUCCCACAUCUGACUUUAGACAUCCUGUUGUUACACCGUGUUUAGUAUUUAUGUCUCAAAUUUUAACGAGAUGCCGUGUUAAAAGCAGGAGUGCAAUUUCCAAAGGGUUGUUUAUUUCAACCCUUGUUUUAGAGUAUACUCUAUUGAGCAAACGCUUUGCUCCAUCAGUCAUUAAUUUCUUACGUGGAGUAAUAUGCAUGGCUACAGCGAAACCACCUGUUCAAAUUAUUAAAACAAUCCCACCUUUCAAAUCGACUGGUGAAUUCAUUAACUUAUUGAUCCCAGAGAAAGAACAAACGAGUUUGAAUAUAAAUCCAAAGGAGACUCGUUUGAAUAUAAAUGAUUUAUUACAAGAUGAAUUAAAUGAUGAAUUCAGAGUAAAAGCUUUGUUAGUCGCUGUGAAUUUGCUCUCUGAAUUUAGGAACCAACUAGAAGAAUUAGAAGCAGUCUAUUCGAUAUUUGAACCAAUUGUAAAAUUAUUGAAGAUGAACACCUGGAAGAGAUAUCCAACGAAUAUAAAAGAACAUAUACAAAAGAUUCAUAAAGAUUUGGAAGAAUUAAAAAAUAAAAGACUGGAAUACAUGGUUCUUGCGAAAAAGAAACCGAAAGCAUUAAGAUUGUAUGAACCUCGAAUAGAAAAAGUGUAUGAUGGCAAGAGGCACAAACCGAUGUCUAAGGAAAAGGCUGAAAGAGAAAAAUUAUUGCACAAAUAUAAGAGGGAAAUGAAAGGUGCUAUUCGAGAAGUCCGAAAAGACAGGGCAUUCUUGGCUAAAGUACAAAUUAAGCAACAGAUUAAAAGUGAUGCCGAACGUAAACGGAAAGUCCUGGAAAUCUUUGGUGAAGCAUCAGUCCAGCAGGGAGAACUUAAUAAGAUAAAACGAAAAAAAGCUAAAUAAUUUUAAUCAUUUGACAAUUAUUACAUUACUUUGAAUAAUUGUUUAUUAUUGUUCGAGCAUGUUACAUGUCUUUUACAUGAAAUGCGUUGUGUCAUGUGAAAUGCAGCUUUGUAAUUAUUGUAGAAUAAAAUGUAAUUUUUGUAAUCA